AUGUCGUUUAGAGCAAAAAAUUCUGGGCGAGUUUUGCUUCCAUUUGGGUUGGAUUAUAGUGAUAUAUCCUCGGCAGAUCACACUACAGAGCAGCCCCAGUUAGUUUUACCAGUCAGUGGACCAUUAACUCCAAAUGAAGAAUCAGCUGCCAAACAAUCUAUUGCAUUUUCUAAUCUUAUGUUGGACGGACCUUUUUAUACGGGGUCCACGUUGAAUACAGGCAAAGAACAGGCUACUACCACAGCUCCAGAUGGGAUUGAAAGGUAUUCAGAUAAAUAUAAAAAGAUCAAAAAGAUAGGAAGAACCAUUGAAGAACACCCAUACCAGUUGGAAUUUUAUCCAGAUGAAUUAUAUUCAGUUAUGGGUAUAUCUAAUAAGCAGAAAAAGAAGUUAUUGUCAUUGUCUACGUUUAAGGCAGAUGGUGGUUUAAAGCAAUUUGUGGCACGAGAAUCGGAAGCUGAAAGUGCUCAAUCUAUGUUGGAAAAGCUUAAAGAUAUGGCAGAAGAUUUGGAUUCUAAUAACGCAAAUGGCACUGCCAAAGAAGAUGAAAAUGAAGAAAUUGAAGAAGAAAUAGAUGAUGACUUUGAAGAGGACGACGAUGAUGAUUACAAUGCCGAAAAGUAUUUCGACGAUGGGGAUGACGAUAUUGCCGAUGAUGGCGAUGAUGAGGCUGCAUUUUGA
Messenger RNA from Debaryomyces fabryi, 681 nucleotides. RefSeq names its product DNA-directed RNA polymerase III subunit (gene RPC31). Bases 1 to 681 code for a protein of 226 amino acids. The record is from RefSeq and is a predicted model, not a curated record. Gene Ontology annotation, biological process: transcription by RNA polymerase III. NCBI's taxonomy places the organism in Eukaryota, Fungi, Ascomycota, Pichiomycetes, Serinales, Debaryomycetaceae. The transcript has a single exon. Gene Ontology annotation, cellular component: RNA polymerase III complex.